UCGGCUAAGCCGGCCUCCCGGCUCCGACCCCCAACGCUGCGCCCGAGGGGCCACCGCCCAGCCCCGCGGCCCGCCCGCAGCCGCCCCCAGCGUCGCUCCGCCUCCCGCGGCCCCCCGGCGCGGCCCCGCCCGGAUCGGACUCCGAACUGCGAAGUGGCUGCGACGCCCCGGAGCGAACCACUCGCGCCUAGGGGUGUGGCGGCUGGCGCGGAACCGCCGGGGCGUGGGGCCACCACGGCGACGCCCCCCUCGGACACCCCGCGACCGGGCUGCAGCGCAGGGGCCGCGGGGCCGCGCCGGGCUGGGCCGGGGCGAGCGCAGGACAGGACGCGGGGCCGCGCCCCUCCCGGCCGGCAUCGCGAUGGGCCGGCCCGCGGGCUCCGCCAGGUGCAGCGCCGCGCGGGGCCGGGGCUCGCGCACCUCCGCGGGGCGGGGCGGGGCGGGGCUGGCCGGGCCGCCCCCGUCCCCGCCCGGGCCCUCCCCUCCCGGCCCCGGAGCAGCCCGCGCCCCGGGAGCCCGCGCCCCGCGGCCUCGCCGCCACACUUGCCUGGGAGCGGCGGCCACGGCGGCACCAUGAAGAAGUCGUACUCAGGAGUUACUCGGACCUCUAGCGGCCGUCUCCGGAGGCUUGGUGACCUGACUGGCCCAGCCUUGAAAAGAUCUUUUGAGGUUGAGGAGGUCGAGACGCCCAACUCCACCCCACCCCGGAGGGUCCAGACUCCCCUGCUCCGGACCACGGUGGCCAGCUCCACCCAGAAAUUCCAGGAUCUGGGUGUGAAGAACUCAGAGCCUGCAGCCCGCCAUGUGGACUCCCUGAGCCAGCGCUCCCCCAAGGCUGCCCUGCGGAGGGUGGAGCUCUCGGGGCCCAAGGCCGAGCCGGUGUCCCGGCGCACCGAGAUCUCCAUCGACAUCUCGUCCAAGCAGGUGGAGAACGCUGGUGCCGCUGGGCCAUCCCGGUUCGGGCUCAAGCGGGCCGAGGGGCUGGGCCACAAGACGCCAGAGCCUGCCCCUCGGAGGACGGAGAUCACCUUAGUCAAGUCCCAGGAGUCGGCCCACCGGAGGAUGGAGACCCCCACCUCCAAGAUCCCCGAGGUGCCCACUGCCCCCACCGCUGACGCAGCCCCCAGGAGGGUUGAGAUCCAGGUGCCCAAGCCAGCAGAGGUGCCCGCCUCCCCCAUCCCGCCCCAGACGCUGGAGAAUUCAGAACCCGUCCCCAUGUCUCAACUGCAGAGCAGACUGGAGCCCAGGCCCCAUCCGCCCGCGGCCGAAGCCCCACCCAAGAGCCAGGAGGCCACUGAGGCAGCUCCUGGCUGUGUUGGCGACAUGGCCGACACCCCCAGAGACGCCGGGCUCAAGCAGGUGCCCGCACCGCGGAAUGAGAAGGCCGCCGUGGACUUCGGCUAUGUGGGGAUCGACUCCAUCCUGGAGCAGAUGCGCCGGAAGGCCAUGAAGCAAGGCUUCGAGUUCAACAUCAUGGUGGUCGGGCAGAGCGGCUUGGGGAAGUCCACCUUGAUCAACACUCUCUUCAAAUCCAAGAUCAGCCGGAAGUCGGUGCAGCCCACCUCGGAGGAGCGCAUCCCCAAGACCAUUGAGAUCAAGUCCAUCACGCACGAUAUCGAGGAGAAGGGUGUCCGCAUGAAGCUGACCGUCAUCGACACGCCGGGGUUCGGGGACCACAUCAACAAUGAGAACUGCUGGCAGCCCAUCAUGAAGUUCAUCAACGACCAGUACGAGAAGUACCUGCAGGAGGAGGUCAACAUCAACCGAAAGAAGCGCAUCCCGGACACGCGCGUCCACUGCUGCCUCUACUUCAUCCCUGCCACCGGCCACUCCCUCAGGCCCCUGGACAUCGAGUUCAUGAAGCGCUUGAGCAAAGUGGUCAACAUCGUUCCGGUCAUCGCCAAGGCCGACACGCUGACCCUGGACGAGAGGGUCUACUUCAAGCAGCGGAUCACGGCGGACCUGCUGUCCAACGGCAUCGACGUGUACCCGCAGAAGGAGUUUGACGAGGACUCAGAGGACCGGCUGGUGAACGAGAAGUUCCGAGAGAUGAUCCCGUUCGCCGUGGUGGGCAGUGACCAUGAGUACCAAGUGAAUGGGAAGAGGAUCCUUGGAAGGAAAACCAAGUGGGGCACCAUCGAAGUCGAGAACACCGCACACUGUGAGUUUGCUUACCUGCGCGACCUCCUCAUCAGGACGCACAUGCAGAACAUCAAGGACAUCACCAGCAGCAUCCACUUCGAAGCCUACCGCGUGAAGCGCCUGCAUGAGAGCAGCAGCGCCAUGUCCAACGGCGUCGAGGAGAAGGAGCCUGAAGCCGAGGAGAUGUAGGCCCCGCCUGCCCCAGGACCCUGCCCCGUCUUUUCCGCCCCCCCGACCCGCCCACAGCCCCCUUUUAUUUUAUAUAAUUUUCUCCAUGUGUCGUGGUUCUCCGCCCCUUUCCACGCUGCCGAGUAACAAGAUAACGAGUUCCCUCUUGACUAUGUCCGUCAUUAGCCGCUGACUGUGGGGCCCCGGGCGGGGUGGGGCCUCGGAGUGGAGGCCGGCUCUCUGGCUGUCCUGAGGUCUGUGGGAGCUGGACCGUGGCCAGGAGGGUGGGAGAGCACCCACUGAAUCAGCACCAACCCCAGACCCCAGGCCCAGAGGAGCCGCCCCUCCUCUUGGUCCCCCUCGGCCACAGCCCCUGGAGCGUGGCGGGGUUGUGCCCACGGGAGGAUGGAGCCAUCCUGGUGGACCUGGAGCCCCUUCCUGCCCGCCGCCUCCCCACAUGGCGUGGGCGGUCACUCAGACCAUGUAACUCAGAGAGCCCCCUGCCCUUACCCCGCUCCCAAGGGAGAAUAGUUAAUUCCACGAGAUGCAAGUUGCCAAUUGCUUAGACGCGGCGAGCCUGUCCCGGAGCAGAAAGUGCCUUUAUCUCUGCCGUCCAUGGGAGCCAGCAGACUCCCCAGCUGUCCCCUCAGAAGGGAAAUCGGGACAGUUUGCAGUGAGGGAGGUGUCUCUUCAUCUCCCCGUUGCCCCCUCCCCCCUCGCUGGGGUUUGAUUGAGAAUUAAAAGGAAGGAACAAGGUGCACCCCACCCACCUCUCUGACUUUGGGGAAGAUCCAAGCAAGUGAAUCCGGUGGAGGAGCUGAGGGAGGAAGCGAUGGCGGGUGCAGAAGGAACAGGGGGCCGUGUGGACCGUGGCUGGGGAAGUUCAGUGGCCCGAGAGGCCUUGGUGCCUGCCCAGUGUGACUGGCAAGUGUGUGUGUGUGUGUGUGUGUGUGUGUGUCUGUUCAAACAUCUGUUUGGCCCAAGAUGCUCUGGUUAAAUUAAGGCCCAGUCGGUCAUCCCAGACACACGCUCGGCCCUCUCGUCCAGGCCUUCCUGACGCCUGGGAGGUGGGAGGCCAGGCGAGCCUGACUGUUACCCUGUGUAUGCCUGGGCCCCUGCACCCCAGAGCCCAUUGAAAAGACCCCCAAAGAGGGAGAGGCUGGGAGCCAGGUGUUCACAGCCCACAGCCGGCCGCAGACAGGGUUCACGUCAGCACGGCCCGGCCGGUCUCUCCUGCUCCCUCACCCUCGCUCCACCGGGGGACCAGCUGGGACCGUCCGUGCUGUGCACAGCAGAACUCGUGCUGCUUCCUGCCUCCUGGAGAGAGGACCCGGCUCAGGCUGACGAGAUUAGACACGGGUGAGGUGCACGUCCAUCUGCGGACACCAGGCUUGCUGCCUGCAGCCGAGGAGAAGAACCGUGGGAGGAGGGGACGCAGACAGACCUGGGGUGCGCGGGUGUGUGCUGGCAUGUGUGUGUGCACAGAUGUCCCUGCCUUGCGUCUCCUCCCUCCCCACCUAGGAGAGGCAGGACCCCUUAGCAAAACACUUUUCUUGCCGACUUGCCAUGUUUUUGCCAAAACCAGGAAUUUGAAGGACUUGCCCAUCUCCAGCGGGGGGUUCCGGGACGUGGGGCGGCCAUCUCGGGGGGCGCGCUCCUCCAGCCUCGUGCUGCGGGGGCUCUGCGGCAGCCCACCCGGGAUGGCUUUGCUUUCCUUCCCUGUAGCCGGAUUUUGAAAAAUUGUUAGUCUCGCCGGAAUCUGUUCCACAGUGGCCUUUCGCUCUGUGCCUCCUGAGAAAUUCGUCUCUUUUUGUAUAAAUAACUAAGUGUUGACAAUGUAUUUCCUGAAAUAAAUGUUGCAAAUGCAAACCUGGAA
Molecule: messenger RNA, 4186 nt
Organism: Equus caballus (horse)
Lineage: Eukaryota; Metazoa; Chordata; Mammalia; Perissodactyla; Equidae
Gene: SEPTIN9
Product: septin 9
Biological process (GO): intracellular protein localization; cytoskeleton-dependent cytokinesis
Cellular component (GO): microtubule cytoskeleton; cell division site; septin complex
Molecular function (GO): GTP binding; GTPase activity; molecular adaptor activity
Source: RefSeq, a predicted model, not a curated record